AUGACUCCCUGCUGGCUGACACUUGCUCUUCAUCUCGGCCUGGCGGCCUCGAUUUCCAAUGCCAACCAUGCGUGCCACGCCUUGGAGAAGGCUGUCCCCGGAAGCGUUGCCGUUCCUGGCUCGGCCGCCUACCUUGAGGCCGGCAGAUACUGGUCGGAGAGACAAGCCGAGCUGCGGCCCAGUUGCUUCUUCAUCCCGGCCGACACGCAAGAGGUCUCCCGGGGCAUGAAAGUGCUGACCGGCCUCGACACUCCCUUUUCCGUCAAGAGCGGAGGGCACACGGCGUUCGAGGGGGGCUCCAGCUCCGACGCCGGCGUCACAAUCGAUCUCGUCCGUCUCAACGGCAUCGUCGUGUCCGAGGACCGCAGAACGGUGUCGGUCGGGCCGGGGAACCGCUGGAUCAACGUGUCCAGGACGCUCGACCCCCUCGGCCUGGCCGUCGUCGGCGGCAGGGAGUGCGACGUCGGCGUCGGCGGCCUCGUCCUCGGCGGCGGCAUCUCCUACUUCUCGGGCAGGCAUGGCUGGGCCUGCGACAACGUCGGGGAGUUCGAGGUCGUCCUGUCGUCGGGUCGGGCCGUCAACGCGUCGGCGUCCGAGAACCCGGACCUCUACCGGGCGCUUCGCGGCGGCGGCGGUUCCAACUGGGGCAUCGUCACGCGCUUCGACCUCGUCGCCUUCGAGCAGGGUGCCCUCUGGGCGAGCAGCUUAAUCUUCCCCGCCUCGUCCAACGGCACACUCGUCUCUCGCUUCCGGGAGCUCGCCGUCGACGGACUGGCGACGGACCCCGACGCGCACGCCUACAUGGUUUUCAUGCGUAACCCGACCCUCGGCCGGGACGUCGUCCUCGCCAGCUUCUACCACGCCACGGUUCCGGGAGGCGGCGGCGUUCCCGACGUGUUCGCGCCCUUCCAGUCGGUCCGAGGAGCGCUCGUCAACACGACGGUCGUGGCCGACGUCUCGACCCUUUCCGAGAGCAUCAGGGAACCGUACGGCUCGCGACAGACGUGGUGGGAUACCUCGGUGCGGCUCGGUGCGGGUUCGGCCCGGCUUCUCGAGGACAUACUGCCCCUGUUCGAAGCCCUCUCCGAAAAGCUCCGCUCGGCUCUGGGGUCCGACGACGUGCGCACCCUUCUCGUCUUCCAGCCGAUCCCGACAAACGUCUUGCGGCAGAUGCAGAAGAACGGUGGAAACGCGCUCGGGCUGCACCCCGACGAUGGACCCUUGAUGAUCGUGCAGCUGGCGAUAAAAUGGGACGACGAUCUGGUCGAUGACCUCGUCGAGGCGAGCUCGGCAGAGUUCAUCUCGUCCGUCGAAAGCAUGGCGAAGAGCAGGCAGCUGCUGAAAGGUUACGUGUACAUGAACUACGCCGGCCGAUCGCAGCACGUACUCGAGCGGUACGGGGAGCAGAGUUACCGCAGGCUGAAGGAGACGGCGAAUAAAUGGGAUCCCGAGGGGUUGCUUCAGAAGCUCUGGAAGGGAUACUUUAAGAUCGACGGCGAAUAG
Messenger RNA from Drechmeria coniospora, 1503 nucleotides. RefSeq names its product 6-hydroxy-D-nicotine oxidase. Gene Ontology annotation, molecular function: FAD binding. The transcript has 2 exons. NCBI's taxonomy places the organism in Eukaryota, Fungi, Ascomycota, Sordariomycetes, Hypocreales, Ophiocordycipitaceae. The coding region runs from base 1 to 1503 and encodes 500 amino acids. The record is from RefSeq and is a predicted model, not a curated record.